This is a messenger RNA of Penaeus vannamei (Pacific white shrimp), 1149 nucleotides long. NCBI's taxonomy places the organism in Eukaryota, Metazoa, Arthropoda, Malacostraca, Decapoda, Penaeidae. The record is from RefSeq and is a predicted model, not a curated record.
CUUCCUUCCAUCACUAUCCAUACAAGACUCAGAACAUCCUCAGUGCUUCCUCCACUGAGCGUCCACAGAUUCCGAGACGCGCCGGAAGUCGUGGUGGCGGCCGAGCAGUGGGUGCCGCACGUGCUCAUGAGGCAAGGCGAGACGGGAAACCUCACUGCUUCAGGGCCAAUGAUCAACCUACUGGACAUGAUGUCACGCUCCAUCAACUUCACUUACAGGCUGGUGCGUCCGAGCGAUGGGUCCUGGGGAGCUCCACUACCCAACGGCUCCUGGUCUGGUAUGGUAGGCGUCGUGCAGAGGGAGGCGGCGGACAUGGGGCUGGGUCCUUUCGCGGUCACGCGGAGUCGCUCGCUCGUGGUUGCGUUCAGCCAGACGCUGUUCUUCGAGGACGUGGUGAUCCUGGCGAGCAAAGGGAAGCCGGAGCACAAUCCAUGGGGCUUCCUCUUCCCUCUCGCGCCCGCAGUGUGGGCUGCGCUGCUCAUGGCUAUGACCUGUACGUGGGCGGCUUUGCUGAUCUUGGGCGUGUGGGAUUUUGGGUCUGGGCGGGUGAACAGGGCGUUGGAUGCUCUCUUUCUACAAAUACGGACGCUCCUGCGGCAGGGGAUGGACUGUGACCUGCCCGGAUCAGCUGGGCGAUGGGUGGUCGGAGGGUGGCUGCUGGUCGCCAUGGUAACCACCUGGAGCUACACGGGGAACCUGAUGUCUCUGCUCAAUACGAAGGAGGGGAUCCUGGCUGAACUACACGCCCUGCUGGAGGUGGGCCGCAUGCACCACAAGCCGCUUAAUAUGAUGGCACAGUUCCUUGGCACUUUGGUGAGGGAUGGCACCCACGUUCUCUUCAUUGAUGGAUCUACAAGCCUUAAACUACAGGCUGAUAUCUUUUCUAAGACAGGUCGCUGUGAGUUCUACAAAGCCCGCGAGACCUUUAUGCCUUUGUUUUAUGCAAUGAUAGGAAAGAAGGACAGCCCACUCAUUCCCGCCAUUGAUGCCAGGAUCCAACAGCUGCUGGCAUCAGGACUCUACAACAAGUGGGUUCUCAGUGCUAUCCCCAACGCCACCGCAUGCGUGUCGCUCUCUACCAGCAUCACAGUCAAAGAGCCGCUAACUUUGGCAACCACCUGGGUAUUGUAUGUGGAAGUAGAAAAGUAA